Molecule: messenger RNA, 639 nt
Organism: Lactuca sativa (garden lettuce)
Lineage: Eukaryota; Viridiplantae; Streptophyta; Magnoliopsida; Asterales; Asteraceae
Biological process (GO): RNA splicing
Cellular component (GO): small nuclear ribonucleoprotein complex
Molecular function (GO): RNA binding
Source: RefSeq, a predicted model, not a curated record
UAUAUAAAUAUCAUACAGGCGAGAAGUCUCCGUUUCCUACUUCGGACUCUCACUGUAGUCUCUUUCCGGCGUACCUGUUUCGGCAUCCAAACAGAUUACAAUUUGCUGCUUCAGUCUCUUCUCUACAUCGAAACAUGAGUCGACCAAUGGAAGAAGAUGCACCAACGAAAAACGAGGAAGAGGAGUUCAACACUGGCCCCCUCUCUGUCUUGAUGAUGAGUGUCAAAAACAAUACACAGGUUCUUAUCAACUGCAGGAAUAAUAAGAAGCUUCUAGGUCGUGUUAGGGCAUUUGAUCGACACUGCAACAUGGUGCUGGAAAAUGUUAGAGAGAUGUGGACUGAGGUCCCAAAAACAGGAAAAGGCAAGAAGAAAGCUCUUCCGGUUAACAAAGACAGAUUUAUCAGCAAGAUGUUUCUCCGAGGCGAUUCUGUCAUCAUUGUUCUUAGAAACCCUAAGUAAAAGGAUUUUGUUGAUUUGGGAUUCUGGAUUGAAACUUUGACCUGUCAUUGAAGACAAAGUAGACAAUGGUUGUAUCUGUUAAAAGAUGUUUUUUUUUUUUUUUUUUUUUUUUGUAUGAUGAUUGCUUAACUUCCCUAUACUUUAGUUUGAGUUUGUCAUGGAUUUAAGUUUUGGAUUA